Messenger RNA from Cladophialophora yegresii CBS 114405, 1833 nucleotides. RefSeq lists its product as uncharacterized. The transcript is spliced from 3 exons. Lineage: Eukaryota; Fungi; Ascomycota; Eurotiomycetes; Chaetothyriales; Herpotrichiellaceae. Gene Ontology annotation, molecular function: phosphatidylinositol-3-phosphate binding; ubiquitin binding. The record is from RefSeq and is a predicted model, not a curated record. Gene Ontology annotation, biological process: protein transport to vacuole involved in ubiquitin-dependent protein catabolic process via the multivesicular body sorting pathway. Gene Ontology annotation, cellular component: ESCRT II complex; late endosome membrane. The coding region runs from base 1 to 1833 and encodes 610 amino acids.
AUGUUCCUCAAAAAGCCAGACUUGACUGCUGGCUCUCGCCCCGACCUGUCGCAAGAUGAGGUCCUUUUAUUUGUGCAGGACGGGGUUGGACUGUAUGAAGGGAAAGUUGGACCAAAAUACAAGAUUGAUUCUUGCCAAAAAGGGCACGCGUACCUGACGUCCCAUCGCAUAUGCUAUGUCGACGAUGCAGAACCGCGCGCCAACUCAUGGGCGAUUGAUUUGAAAGAUGUCGAUAGGCAUGAGUUUCAGGCUGGGUUUCUCAGAUCAUCGCCUAAGGUCACCUUUUUUCCUAAGCCGCUUAAAAGAGGGUUUGGCUCGAUAAGCAGAACUGCCACGCCGCAAUCGCCGCAUCUCCAGAGGGUCGUUUCUUCUUCAACACCUACUUCACGGUCUGCGAGUCCGCUCCGCCCUCAAUCGGUCGCAGCGCCACCUGCGGCAGUGGUAGGCGGGACUUGGGUAUGUCCCAUCUGCUCUUUCUCCAAUCCUGUGCCCUCGAAUUUUGAUCCUACCAUCGCUACGGAGGCUUUCCCGCUGCCGCCCUGCCUGGCCUGCGGCAUCAAGCCUCCAUUCUCCACGGUGCUGAAAGCGGCUGUCGUCGCCAAUGCGAAACGAACGCCUGUUCCGCCAUCAGAAUCGAUCAACCUGACGAGGGACUCGCUGACGAAGUCCUAUGGAGGUCAAGAUUCUGCAGAAAGCAUUACUUGCCCCAGAUGCACCUUUCACAAUCAUCGUUGGCUCCGCGAGUGCGAACUGUGCUCUGCUCCGCUACCGACUCCAAACACACUUCAACGAGCCGGGUUGGAGGGACCAAUUGCUCGGGCCGAGUCACCAGGGCCAGAGAUAUCAGCUCUCACACUCGGAGACGAGCAUGAAAGUCCGAGCGUCAAGAUUUCUUUCAGGAACGGGGGCGAUCGAGUGUUCUAUGAGCGGUUAAAAAACGCAAUGAUACAAAGAAAGUGGUUGCUGCAGAACGCCCCACCAAUUCCCAGGGCUGAUAGCCCGCGUGCUUCGACGCCCUUCAGCACUGCGGGGCCAGCACCAUCCGAGCCACGAAAAACAGCUGUGGGCAUCGCUGGUCUUGAGCAGCGGGGCCUACAGACUCGUAAGAUUAAUGAAGCUGUUUUGGGAAAUGCCUUUGAGGAUUUAGAAGCUUUGAUGGCGUCAGCUAAGGAUGUGGUGGCCCUCGCUGAACGAUUUGCGCAAGAGUCGGGAGCUGGUUUAGGUCUCCCAGGCGUCGUUUCGGACCCUCUUCUUUCUCAAUCGGCCGCCGCGCUCGGCAUGGUGGCGACAAAAGACAUGGUGGGUGAUAGCUCGAAUACACUUUACAUCUCAGAGUUAGCACGAAAUCUGGCGGAAUUUGCCAUGGAUGACAGACGGGGCAUACUGCGGCACCAAGGCGGCACAAUGAGCCUUGUCGAUCUCUGGGCCAUAUUCAAUAGGAGUCAAAAUGGCGUGGAACUGGUUAGCCCAUCUGACUUCCACAAGGCUGCUGAAGCGUGGGACAAGUUGGGACUUCCUAUAAAGCUACGACGAUUCAAAAGUGGAUUGCUGGUGGUCCAGUACGGGAGCGCAACUGACGAGAGGACGAUCAGUCAGCUGAAGGCAUGGCUGGAGUCGUUCAAGCGGCAUGCAGCAGAUAUACCUGAGCUGUGGGAUCGGUUAACGUUUGGCAUCGGAGUUACAGCACAGCAAGCAGCAGCACAGUUUGGCUGGAGUCUUGGUGUUGCCAGCGAAGAACUUGAAAUGGCAGAGGAAAGAGAAGCACUGUGCCGCGAAGAGAGCGUGGAAGGCUUGAAAUUCUGGCUGAAUUUCUUGGUCGAUGAGGAUGAGUAG